Messenger RNA from Rhododendron vialii, 1443 nucleotides. RefSeq names its product crocetin glucosyltransferase, chloroplastic-like. Bases 43 to 1443 code for a protein of 466 amino acids. NCBI's taxonomy places the organism in Eukaryota, Viridiplantae, Streptophyta, Magnoliopsida, Ericales, Ericaceae. The transcript has a single exon. The record is from RefSeq and is a predicted model, not a curated record. Gene Ontology annotation, molecular function: UDP-glycosyltransferase activity.
UAGGAAAACUACUCAAAACAACCCCACGCUCCGCCGUCGGUGAUGGCAAAGCCCCACUUCAUAAUCGUGACUCUUCCCACGCAAGGCCACCUCAACCCCUGUCUUCAACUCGCCAAGCGUCUCAUUCGGAUGGAUGUGCAAGUCACCUUUGUUAUCAGCGUGCAUGCUCAACGUCGAAUUUCAAGAAACGACUUUCAAAUUCCUGAUGGCUUCAAGUUCGCCACCUAUUCUGAUGGCUACGAUGAGGGGUUUAAACCCGGAUUCGAUAGGAAUCACUUCUUUUCCGAAACUAGAAGUUGCAGCUCCCGAAGGCUAAGAGAGAUCAUCGCGACUAGCAUUGAAGAAGGUUGUCCAGUUACGUGCUUGAUCUACAAUUUCCUCCUCCCUUGGGCAGCAAAGGUGGCACGUGAUUGUCACGUGUGCUCGUCCGUUCUAUGGAUUCAGCCAGCUAUGGUAUUGGAUAUCUACCACUAUUAUUUCAAUGGUUAUAAGGAUGUCAUAAUGGAAAAUUACAAAGACCCUUCAUGGUCUAUAGAAUUACCUGGGUUGCCACUGCUCCAUGCUGGUGACCUACCCUCUUUGUUAUUUCCUUCAACCUCAAACGGCGCCUACCAUAGCUCAUUCGCAUUAAUCGAAGAGCUGAUAGAGGAACUAAAUGAUUCAAAGGUUCAAAUCCUUGUUAACACAUUCGAUGCAUUAGAGCCCGAGGCCUUGAAAGUCAUAGAGAAGUAUAACUGUAUUGCAAUUGGACCCUUAAUUCCAUCAGCUUUCUUGGGCAAUCCCUUAGACAAUUCAUUGGUAUGUGACCUCUUUCAGAAAACAACCGACUAUACCGAAUGGCUAAACGGGAAACCCAAAUCGUCAGUGGUUUACGUGUCGUUUGGAAGCUUUGUGAUUCUUCAAAAACCACAAAUGGAAGAGAUUGCCCGUGGUUUGUUGGAAACCCAUCAGCCAUUUUUAUGGGUGAUACGAGCUCAAGAAAACGGAGAAGAAGAAAACCAAGAAGAUAGGCUAAGUUGCAUGGAAGAACUAGAACAACAAGGGAAGAUAGUGCCUUGGUGUUCCCAAUUGGAAAUCCUGUCACACCCUUCCUUGGGAUGUUUCGUGACGCACUGUGGGUGGAGCUCUACCUUAGAGAGCUUGGCUUAUGGGAUUCCAGUCGUGGCGUUUCCUCACUUGUCGGAUCAAACGACGAAUGCGAAGAUGAUGGCGGAUGUGUGGAAGAUUGGUGUGAGAGUCAGGGCAGAUGAAGAAGGAAUUGUUAGGAGUGAUGAGGUUAAGAGGUGUAUAGAGAUGGUCAUGAGGCCACGUCAGGAGCGAGGGGAAGAAAUGAGGAGAAAUGCUAAGAAAUGGAAGGAUUUGGCUCGAGAAGCUGGGAAGGAAGGUGGAUCUUCCGAGGAGAAUCUCAAAGCUUUUGUUGGAGAGGUUGGAGGAGACAAUUAG